Rubroshorea leprosula is the source of this 1177-nucleotide messenger RNA. The record is from the annotation of a GenBank genome assembly. NCBI's taxonomy places the organism in Eukaryota, Viridiplantae, Streptophyta, Magnoliopsida, Malvales, Dipterocarpaceae.
ACAGAUGUCACGUUAACUUGCCAACAAAUCACUUAACUUUUUAAAUGUUAAUGACGUAUAAAUCCAACAAGGAAAACUCCCAUUUUUUUAAUCAGUUAAUACAUUAAAAAAUUAAAAUUACUUAAAUGCCCUCAUCCUCGCCCUCCAACCUUCCUUUCUUCUUUCUCCUGCAUCUCCUCCAAGCUCCAAGCAAACCAACAACUUCGAAAAAUCUAGCAGCUCAAAAAAAAAAAAAAGAGCAAUGGUAAACUCAGAUUUCCAUGGCUUAAUCUCUAUAAAAAAAACAAAAUUUUUAUGUUGAAAGCUUCACUUUUCCUUGGAUCUAUAAAAAAAAUUGUGAACCAAUUUGACAAAAUCUUGUCUCCCUCCACCUCAAACCUUCCCCUCUGCAACAAUCAUUCUCCUUCCUCAGAUCUAUAAAAAACCCAAAAUUUAUAUGUUGAAAACUUCAAUUUUCCAACCAUUCAAGUAAUUAAUGAAAAAUUCAAGAUCCAAAAACAACUUGCUCACGCAGGCAGCCAUGCCCAGCGUCCUUGCGUCCACAUGCUUCAACUCCUCGAACAACAGAUUCUCGUCUAAAUUCACAAACCCAGUUUCUUCACCUCGAACACGAGGGAGUAGCAGUGCCACGAGUGCGUCCCAGUUUCUUCACAAACCCAGUUUCGAGGAAGUAUUAUAUGCAAGAGAACCCAGAUCUGGGUUUUUCUCAAACCUAGAAUCUGCCUUUUCCAGCACCCUUUGCGACCCAAUAUUCUCCACAUCCACCAGCGCCUCAAGCUCCUCAAACCCACCAAACUCUGGGUUUUUCCCAAACCAGAUCUGGCAUUUCAGCAGCCUCGCACCAGAUUCUGGGUAUGUUGUCCUAGGUCGAGAGAGUGAGAUUGAGUUGAGAAAUCCAACUCGUAAACGAUCAAGGAGGAAUUUGGAAAGGGAAGAGAAGUCGAAAGAGAUUGAGAAGGAGAAGCAAUGUUGGGGAAGAGUGAAGAGGAAGGGGAGAAUAAGGAAGAAGAAGGUUAAUUUUGAAAAUGAUUUUAAUUAAUUAAUAAUAAAUGGUUUUUAUUUAUUUGUUUAAAAUUAAAAAUGCCAUGUAAACAAAAUAACGUGCCAUCUCAUCAAUUUUCGUGUGUUAUCUUUUCCACAUCAGCAUGUUUUCAAAAAAUAAAAAGAUUUGCUGGCA